AUGGCGUCCUCCAGGAAGAAACGUGCUGAAGAUGAUAUAGAAAAUAAAGAGGAAAUGAACAAUGUUGAAGAUGAUUUUGAUGAAGCGGGUUCUGGAGAUGAAUUGAUGGACCAACAAAUGGAAGUUGAGUUUGAAGCAAGAAUGCCACAAGAUUCAGACUUUCAUGGAAUAAAGACACUCCUCCAGCAGCUGUUUUUAAAAGCUAAUGUUAAUUUAUCAGAACUGACAAAUACCAUUAUAUCACAGAACUACAUUGGUAAUGCAAUAAAGCAACUAAAUGAUGAUGAUGAAGAUGAUGAUAGUGAAAAUGGUUUUGAUGAUGGUGAUCCAGUAUUUGGUAUUAUGUCAGCUAUAAAUCUCACAGAAAGACAAAAUGAUUUAGCAUGUGUAAGAGAGAUUAUAUCCUGGUUAUCAGAGAAAUGUGAAUCAGCUGGUGAGGAUGGAAGAAAAAUCUUUGAAGUACUAAAUAACAAGGAAUGUCAUGUUGGUUUAUUAAUAAGUGAAAGAUUUCUCAAUAUACCUAUUGAAAUAGCAGCACCAUCUUAUGAAUCUUUACGGAAGGAUAUGACUAAAGCUAACAAGAAAAAUAUGAAUUAUAAUUUUGGUUAUUAUGUAUUAAUAAGUAAAUGUUAUCGAGCUAGAGUAGAGGGAGGAGAUAGUCUAUUAAAUAAUCAGAUGUUUUACAGUAAUCCUGAAGAUGAAAUAUUAAAUGAGGUUAGUAUUGUUUCAGUAAGUUUUAGUGUAGCUAAAGAAAGAGAUAAUAUUGUUGGUGGAAGUUGGGAUGAUGAUGAUGAUAGUAUGGAGGCUAUGAGAUCUGUGAUGGUAUUUACUGCUGAUAAAUAUGAUUCUAUUAUACAAACUUUAAAAACACAACUUGCCACUUAA
Lottia gigantea (owl limpet) is the source of this 885-nucleotide messenger RNA. RefSeq lists its product as hypothetical. NCBI's taxonomy places the organism in Eukaryota, Metazoa, Mollusca, Gastropoda, Lottiidae. The record is from RefSeq and is a predicted model, not a curated record. Gene Ontology annotation, cellular component: nucleus. The transcript has 7 exons. The coding region runs from base 1 to 885 and encodes 294 amino acids.